Molecule: messenger RNA, 1851 nt
Organism: Sphenostylis stenocarpa
Lineage: Eukaryota; Viridiplantae; Streptophyta; Magnoliopsida; Fabales; Fabaceae
Source: the annotation of a GenBank genome assembly
AUGACCGAGUCCACUGUGCUACUCCUCCAAGGUGAAUCCAUAUUCAUCACACUAUUGCUAAUACUCUUGCUUAUCGUAAGUAGCAGCGGCAAUAACGAGUCCGCAGAAUCGCGUUGUGCGAUUGGAGGACCGCCUAUUAGAUUUCCCUUCCAAAAGGGAAUGAAAGAUGCAUGUGAUUCUCCCGGAUUUUGUCUAUAUUGUAGUGAAAAGAAUGAGACCAUGCUUGUACUCGCUGCAGUAAAACUCCGUGUCACAUACAUAUAUUACCCAUCUCAGAGUCUUUACUUGGAAGACCCAGAAAAUUGCCUUCCGAGGAAGUUUCUAAACCUCAACAAUAUUUCUAUUCUUCCUUACGAAUUUUAUUCAUCAAAUUAUGGACAAAAAACAAACUUCUUGAACUUCUUCGAUUGUUCUUCAGUUGGGCUUCCUCACCUGAGAAACAACGACCAGCUAUACCAGACUUCGCAAAAUAUGAUCUCUUGUCCGACUUACGUUUCCAAUUCCUACGAAAGUGUCCUUGAACUUGAUCUAACAUCUUGUACCAAGAUGUUCAAUAUCACUGCGCAGGUCUCGGCAUCCAACCUGCGGUUGAAUCAGUUGAAUUUGAGAUGGUCCAUACCAGAUUGUAGUAAGUGCGAAGCAAAAGGCAGCAGGUGUAAAUGGAAGAACAACAGCACAACCGAUGUCGAAUGUGUUGUUGACUACAAUCCCCAAGGAAAAAAAAUUGAUAUUCCCCAAUCUUAUAUUUUCACUGCUACAGGUUCUAUUCUUUUGGGGCUGGUGGUUAUUGCCGUGUUUAAGAUAGCCCACCAUUUUAGAAAGAAGGAAGAAGACCAAGCUAGAGUGGAGAAAUUUCUAGAGGAUUACAGGGCAGACAAGCCUGCAAGAUUUACCUAUGCUGAUGUUAAAAGAAUCACAGGUGGUUUUAAGGAAAAGUUAGGAGAAGGAGCUCAUGGAGCCGUAUUUAGAGGAAAACUUUCAAAUGAGAUUCAGGUGGCUGUGAAGAUCCUCAAUAAUACAGAAGGAGAUGGGAACGAUUUCAUUAAUGAAGUUGGAAUUAUGGGAAAAAUCCACCACAUCAACGUGGUUCGUUUGCUUGGCUUUUGUGCUGAAGGACUCCAUCGUGCCCUUGUCUACAACUUGUUUCCAAACGGCUCGCUACAAAGCUUCAUAUUUCCACCGGAUGACAAGGACCGUUUUCUUGGCUGGGAGAAGCUGCAACACAUUGCUCUUGGAAUAGGUAAAGGGAUUGAGUAUCUUCAUCAAGGUUGUGAUCAUCCCAUUAUUCACUUCGACAUCAAUCCUCACAAUGUGUUACUCGAUGACAACUUCACUCCAAAAAUUUCUGACUUUGGCUUAGCCAAAUUGUGCUCCAAGAAUCCUAGUUUGGUGUCCAUGACAGCUGCAAGGGGAACCUUGGGAUACAUUGCACCUGAAGUGUUUUCCAGAAACUUUGGAAAUGUGUCUUACAAAUCUGAUAUCUACAGUUUUGGAAUGUUGUUGUUGGAAAUGGUUGGAGGAAGGAAGAAUGUAGACAUAUCUUCUGCACAAAAUUUUCAUGUACUGUACCCGGAUUGGAUCCAUAACCUGGUUGAUGGAGAUGUCCAUAUCCAUGUUGAGGAUGAAGGUGAAGUUAAAAUUGCAAAGAAACUAGCAAUUGUUGGACUUUGGUGCAUUCAGUGGCAGCCAGUGAACCGUCCAUCCAUAAAAUCUGUGAUACAAAUGCUAGAAACUGCAGAGGAAAACCAGUUAACUGUUCCCCCUAACCCAUUUCACUCAACAACUUCCACUACUACUGGUAGACUCACCACAACAAGACGACCUUUGGAGUUGGAAGCGAUUCAAGAAUGA